Molecule: messenger RNA, 867 nt
Organism: Melopsittacus undulatus (budgerigar)
Lineage: Eukaryota; Metazoa; Chordata; Aves; Psittaciformes; Psittaculidae
Gene: VPS28
Product: VPS28 subunit of ESCRT-I
Exons: 9
Coding region: 75-740 (221 amino acids)
Biological process (GO): protein transport to vacuole involved in ubiquitin-dependent protein catabolic process via the multivesicular body sorting pathway
Cellular component (GO): ESCRT I complex
Molecular function (GO): protein-containing complex binding
Source: RefSeq, a predicted model, not a curated record
GGAAGGAGCCGAGCGUUACCGGAAGAAGCCGAGCGUUACCGGAAGGAGCCGAGCGGAGCCGCUCUGGACCCGGGAUGUUUCACGGCAUCGCGGGCCCGGCCGGGCUCGGAGCGGCUGCGAACAAACCGGAGCUGUACGAGGAGGUGAAGCUCUACAAGAAUGCCCGGGAGCGGGAGAAGUACGACAACAUGGCCGAGCUCUUUGCCGUGGUGAAGACGCUGCAGGCGCUGGAGAAGGCCUACAUCAAGGACUGCGUCACCCCCAACGAGUACACGGCCGCCUGUUCGCGCCUCCUGGUCCAGUUCAAAGCUGCGCUCAAGCAAGUGCAGGGGAAUGAGAUCAGCUCCAUCGAUGAGUUCUGCCGCAAGUUCCGGCUCGACUGCCCCUUGGCCAUGGAGCGGAUCAAGGAGGAUCGGCCAAUCACCAUCAAGGAUGACAAAGGCAACCUCAACCGCUGCAUUGCCGACAUCGUCUCCCUCUUCAUCACCGUCAUGGACAAGCUCCGCCUGGAGAUCCGAGCCAUGGAUGAGAUCCAACCGGAUCUGCGGGAGCUGAUGGAGACCAUGAACCGCAUGAGCCACCUGCCCCCCGACUUCGAAGGCAGGCACAAAGUGAACCAAUGGCUCCAGACCCUCAGUGGGAUGUCGGCUUCGGAUGAGCUCGAUGAUUCCCAAGUCCGGCAGAUGCUGUUUGACCUGGAAUCUGCCUACAAUGCCUUCAACCGCUUCCUGCAUUCCUGAGGCCGGAUCCAUCCCGAAUCCCAUCCCAAUCCCACAUUGGAAUCAAUAAACCCCCUCCCCAUUCCCAAAGGAAGCGGCACAACUGGGAUGGGUGAAGGAAUUGGGGGGAUCUUAAUGGAUAAACCCA